AUGACUUUAGAGAUCCAUGAAGCAACCUCAUCCGAUGCCGCAGAUCUCACUGAGAUCUUCUUAGCGGCAUUCUCGGAUCCCUUCAACAGAACCAUGUUCCCUCUCACACCGGAUGUACGCGCAUGGGCAACAGAGAACCUCUUCAACGGCAAGAACAAGGAAUCCGAGCACGAGAUAUUUCUCAAGGUGACGGAUACUGAUUCCGGCGAGACUGUGGCAUUUGCGAAAUGGGAUCGAGAUCGACACCCUGAAGAAGUUCGCGUGUGGCCUAUCAGCAGUGAUAAGGGGCUUUGUGAAUUGUUCUUUGGGACUAUGGAGGAUCAUCAUCAUAGAUUGAUGGGUGAUCGGCCUCAUUAUUAUUUGGAGAUGUUGGGCGUACAUCCCUCGCAUCAAGGACGAGGUCUUGCGUCCAAGUUAUUGAAAUGGGGCUUGGCGCGUGCAGAUGAGGAGAGCGUGGAGGUUUAUCUCUCCAGCUCCCCGGAGGGAAAACCGGUAUACCAGAAAAAUGGGUUUGAAUCGCUAGACUCAUUUUCCCCAUUUCCGGGCUAUGAGCAGCUUGAUAUGAUUCGGCCGGCUCAGCACUAA
This is a messenger RNA of Penicillium malachiteum, 585 nucleotides long. Its product is annotated as Acyl-CoA N-acyltransferase. The record is from RefSeq and is a predicted model, not a curated record. NCBI's taxonomy places the organism in Eukaryota, Fungi, Ascomycota, Eurotiomycetes, Eurotiales, Aspergillaceae. The transcript has 3 exons. Bases 1 to 585 code for a protein of 194 amino acids. Gene Ontology annotation, molecular function: acyltransferase activity, transferring groups other than amino-acyl groups.